Messenger RNA from Gryllus bimaculatus (two-spotted cricket), 3229 nucleotides. NCBI's taxonomy places the organism in Eukaryota, Metazoa, Arthropoda, Insecta, Orthoptera, Gryllidae. The record is from the annotation of a GenBank genome assembly.
UGUAGUGCUUACGCGCGCGUAUGUAAGGGGGCAUAAGAACAAAGAAGAAGAAAGAAAGAUCACCCGUGGUCCGUUUGUAUGGGUACUGCUCCGAAAUUCGCCUGGUAUUGAUCGAAGCAAUCUACCGAUCAAAGCAGCCGGCCGUUAGUAUUCUUCUUCAGAAGUAGAAUUCGUUCCAGCUUUAAUUAAUUUAAUAGCGCUAAUUUUGAAGAGUGAGAUUCCUUAGUUCCAUUAUCUCCCAGAUUUCUCCCGACUUCGUUGUGUCGACAAGUGUAACUACAUAAUUUGUAGAGAAGGAAUUUGAAUACUACUAAAAGAUACUGUUAGUACAGUCGACGAACCGAAGGCCAUCCAAAAUGCAAUAAUCUCACAUUACCAUAAAGAACUAUUCACGGAGUAAUUCCAUCUUCUGUAUGUAUGCAUGUGUGUGUGUGUGUGUAUGUGUAGAUUGUAAUUUUUUUGUAUAUAAAUAUAUAUACUUAUCCACACACAUACUCGAAACACACACACAUACUCGAAAGGGCGUCUACCUGUGUUUGUGACUAACACCGAAAGCGAAUUAGAUACUAUGCCGCAAGUAUGUACCUAGAGAACAUUGUACGUACCAAAGAGUAUAUUAUGGUACGUACUACGCAGAUUGUGUAAACACACAGAUGGAGGCAUGACGCAAAGGACGCGUGAACGAAGCAAUCGCUUGUGGAAUUUCUAUGAAUAAAGCAUCGUAAAACGUUCUAGGCUACUGGUUGUGGAAUAAGACCUUUUAAAUAGACAGUAGUAAAAACACGAUUUUGCAGACCUUCGCACUGUGACGUGUUAUCCUGACCAUUCAGAUUCUUGGUUGUGUCCAUUUUGUCUAGUGAUUGGAGAGCAUCUCAUAAUCGCAGUGAUUGGUUCUGAGACUCUUCUUUUAAACGCGGGUUCUAUGUAAUUCGACAAGUAGUUCGAAUAAAAUCUAAAAUACCACACGAACAGUGUAUUUUUAACUUUAUCACACAUCGAAAUGUCCGUAUUCUUCGUAAAUGCGACAGAUAGUGAAGUAGAUGAUUCUUCAGGUGUUGCAAGUGGAGUAUCCCAAGGGCAAUCUGAAGCUCAACAAGCUUUAUCAACUUUCUGGGCCAAAGUAACUGAAGAUAUAAAGAAAAUAGGAACGCUGGAUCUCAAAGCUCAAGCAUUGCCAUUAGCCAGAAUUAAAAAAAUUAUGAAGUUAGAUGAUGAUGUGAAGAUGAUUAGCGCAGAAGCUCCUAUGCUCUUUGCCAAAGCAGCUGAGAUCUUUAUUCACGAACUCACCCUAAGAGCGUGGGUUCAUACAGAAGAUAACAAGAGAAGAACACUUCAGAGGAAUGAUAUUGCAAUGGCCAUUACUAAAUUUGAUCAGUUUGACUUUUUGAUUGACAUUGUCCCACGUGAUGAGUUGAAAACUAAUAAAGUGAGAGAUGAUGCAAGCAUCAGAACAGCUUCCAUGAAUCCUGAUCAGGUUCAUUAUUAUUUUCAACUUGCUCAACAACACCAAGCAGCAUUACAACAAACAUCACAACAGACCAAUUCCACUAGUCAGUCAACAUCUGUCCCUACUAUUCAAAUUGUUCAACCUUCAGGACAAUUACAGACUGUAAGUGUUGCUGGGCAAGUUGUAGAACAGACUCCUACUAUAACUGCCAGCAACAGUGCCGCUGUUACUUCUCAGUCUCAAGCAAAUGCAUCACAACAGCAGCAACAACAACAGCAGCAGCAGCAACAACAACAACAGCAGCAGCAAGCCCAACAACAAACAGCACAAGUUAUACAGUUGCAACAACCUGCUCAGUCUCCCCAACAAACUGGUGGGAUUCAGAUUGUGCAACAAAUAGUCACACCAACAGGGGAGAUACAACAAAUUCCGAUUCAGCUUACACCUUCACAGUUGCAAAUGAUAAGAAUGCAAGUACAAGGAAAUACGAAUCAGCCCAUCAUCAUUCAAGCUGCCCCUCUUCAAGCUAUUCAGCAAGCUACAUCUCAACCUCAAAUCAUACAGGUUGCACAGCAGUCAGGAGGAGCUACUCCAGUGUACCUCACACAAGCAACUGCAGGAACUGAAGGAGAGUGAACGUUUGAAAAUACUACUGAUAUUGUUAAUUGUCAAACACAUUUCUGUGAGAAUGGACUGAUUGGAACACUUUGAAUGCUCAGAAAUAUUUUGUGUUUUCACUGCAUGAAUAGUGUGAGAUGACCAAGGUGAAAGAUUUAUUUAUCUGUGAUUGCUGACCAUGUAAAUAAUGUAAUAAAUCUUCAUACUCAAAAACUUUUAUCAAAGAGGCAAACAUUAGCAUAUUAAAGAAGUAUUUACAACAUAAUUUUGUUUCUUAUGGCAAGUAAAUUGAAUAAUAGUGUUAUGAGUACAUAGCUGUUAUUUCAAAAAGUGAAUUAUUGAAUGUCAAUAACAAAAUACGUAAAUACAACGUAGAUAAUUAUGUGAUACUUCAGUGAGAAAGUGUAAGAUCUCUCAUUUUGUAAAGAAGAAAAAACUUUGACAUCACAAAAUCAAUGCAUUAUCUAUUUUCUUUUUUUUUUUUUCCCCAGAUGUAUUUAUUUGCAGAACUAAACAUUGAGAAAAAAUUAAAACAAAAUUGUAUAGGGGCCAAUUGUUACACCUUUAUAAUUGAUUAAAUAAUUUUCCCCCUUGUUUUAUUUUAAUUUUAAAAAAGCAGUAAUAAAUACUUAUUAAUUGUAAGAUUUGUGUGACUUGUUCUUCUCUUUCUUUCCAUCAUAUCUGGAGUGAUUUUAUUCUAGAAAGUGGCUUCACUGAACCUCAAUAAAAAUCCACUGGCGGACCAGUUAUUUUGAAUGUCACGUGUGCCAUUUGUUCAUCUCUUAUUGUCAUGAAUUAAGUUUUUUUCAGUUUUUUCCACUUUUUAUCCUCUUAACUAGUGAUGCUCCAAAACAUCACAGACUCUCUUUUGAGAUGGUGCUCUUUUUGAGUUUUGCUUGCCUCUCUUCCUAAGUGCCAUUUAUCUGCUCAGAAGCUUCCUAUUAAGGCCUCUCCAGUGAUGUAACAUUGGGGCCCAUUAGGGCUGCAUUGCAGGCGGGCCCAGAUAAAAGAGGGCCUACUUUAAGGCUAAAGAUUUUGCGAUUGUAAGAAAUAUUAAUUACUUGAUACUUUGUGAUAGUUAAUAUAAUAAAAGAUUAAAAACAGUGUCUUCCAAUAUAACGAUUUUUUCCUCUUUGGUACCUUAUGCAACCCUGUUUCUAAAUC